AUGCCCGACAGAUUUGGCAUGCCAUUCAGGACAGAACAAUCAGCCCCAAGAUUCACUGGCGAUGUUUACGGAGUUUUCGCAUUUUUGCAAUCUGUAGACCAACUCGGACAAAAGUGCAAUUUAUCGGACACUGAGCUCAUCAAGUAUACUCUCAGGUAUAUCCAAUGCGACCACAAAGAACUAUGGGCAGGAUGCCCUGAGGCCCGAGGUACAUCUUGGUUAGAUUUUACUAACGAAAUUCUGUCGUCCUACCCAGAAGGAGGCAUACACGAGUAUACCCGACCCGAUCCGCAGCCCGAAAUACCCGAACCCGAGGAAUUUGAUGGUUAUGAAUGGUGGACACUUCCCCUAAGUGACGAAUACACACCCGCACAAGAACGCCUAACUUCAGAAAUAGAAAUCUCCGCACCCGAAGACCCUAUCGCAACAUCCGACGCCCCAGAGGGAGUCCGAAGUCCUGAAAUUUCGGACUUGACCUUCGGACAAGUUCAGUUACCAUUGGAACAAUUGGAUGUAUUCGUAGAAGUCAUUGAUGCAGACGUACUAACAUCAGAAGUCUUAGAUUCAGAGCUAACGUCGCUAGAAGACAACGUACCCGAGAUACCCGAAACAUCGGCCGACGAAUUCCCCGAAAUAUGGGAUAUUUGUACCAGGAGUUUAGAUCACGAACUCGUUUUACCUUCUCCAGAUCGCACUGAUUAUUUUGUUCACGCAGUAGCCGUCGCUUUAUUUCUCACCGGUUAUGUCACUUGGUCUAGUUUCCCUGCAGAGUUUCGCCCUACUGUCACCCGUCGCAUCGGAUCCGAAUUAUCCGACUCCAUCAUCCGGUCUACCGACGCUUUCAAUACCCUCGUCCAUCGCACUCCCAGAUCGCGUUUUACCAGUAUGAAAGCCAACGACGUCUUUACCUUAGGAAAAAGCUAUAGUUCGAAACCCCGAAAUUUCGGGUAA
This is a messenger RNA of Suillus plorans, 951 nucleotides long. RefSeq lists its product as uncharacterized. Bases 1 to 951 code for a protein of 316 amino acids. Lineage: Eukaryota; Fungi; Basidiomycota; Agaricomycetes; Boletales; Suillaceae. The transcript has 2 exons. The record is from RefSeq and is a predicted model, not a curated record.